Messenger RNA from Ochlerotatus camptorhynchus, 1856 nucleotides. It is a transcript of the gene dgt3, whose product is annotated as dim gamma-tubulin 3. The record is from RefSeq and is a predicted model, not a curated record. The transcript has 7 exons. The coding region runs from base 67 to 1815 and encodes 582 amino acids. NCBI's taxonomy places the organism in Eukaryota, Metazoa, Arthropoda, Insecta, Diptera, Culicidae.
UCGUGCUUCGAUGUUGGUGUAUUUUGUAUAAAUCAGAACUGAAUUUCAUUGCCAAUAGUGGAAAAUAUGGAUGAUUCAGGAAAGAAUUUCGAAAUCCUAAAGCGAAUUACCGGCGUCGAGGUGGGAAGCCUGUGGUUCCUGCAUGAUGUCUCGUUUAAGGAGUUUUUCGACUGGUUUGGUCAAUCCGUGGGUCAGGACAAUUUGAUUUCGGACAGUUUGUUGAGAGAUUAUGCAGAUUUGGAAAACAACGGUCUCGUUUUAUCGGAGAAGGAAGUUCUAUCAGAGUUGGAAAUCCUCAGCAAGGACUAUGAACAUAUUUUGGAUUACACAAAUACCGAUGUUGAGGCUUAUGAGGAACAGUUGGAACAGUUGGUCACAAUCGAGGAGGAAUAUGAGAAGCUAAUUUGCGAGGCAAAAAACACGGAAAAGGUGCUAUCGAAAGAACUUGCCGACUUGGAUCUGCAGCUCAUCGAUGCCAUGUUUAAUCAAGGAAAAGUUGCGGCAGAAUGCGUGGAGAAAGCAAAGUUUGUGGAAGAAAUUCAAUCCAAUACGCAGCAGCAGAUUUUUGAUAUGCAUCAGUGCUACGUUCAAGCUCAAAACCCUCCACUGUUCGUCUAUCAGAUGCCAAUCGAACAGUUCAACAUGAAGUGCGAUCAAUUUCUCAAGUAUCUGGAGAUGUACAUCCGGAAACAUUUUUCCGUGCGCAAUUUGGACGAUUCGGAACAUGAACCAGAUCAUAACCAUAGGGAUAUAAUUGUGCAGCUGGAGAGCAUUAAAUCUCGACUCGAUUUGCAGGAGACUAAACUGACGGAUGCUAGCAAAGAAUACCAUGGAUUGAAAAGGAUGAUGGAGCGUUUUCAAGAUCUCAGCUGGCAGCCGAUGAAAAUAGAAGCUAUGAGGAAAGUUUGUGCGGAACUGAAAGGUACUAACGAACAAGACACGCUUCGGAUUGAUGUCCUCAAGCAGGAACUAGAGAUGUAUAUUCGCCAGAUGAACGAACAUCGAAUUGAGCAUAUUCUCUACGAAAACAGUAAACUCAAACUGAAUCGAGCCAUUAGUCGCUUGGAGUACAUCAAGAAGCUGGCUGGAAUUGUAUCGAGUGCUCUGAUAAACGCCGAACUGUUGUGGAUUUUGAUGCAGCUGGACCUGGAGAAGAUGAAAAACAAAUUUGACAACAGUGACGAAAUGAAUGCAGAAACUCAGCUUUGCUUGAAACGGAUCGAAGCAAUGAAAGCACUGGAAAGAAAUAAUGCAGAAGACGAAGCGUACGAGGAGUUUGUGGGCCAGAUUGCUUCAGUAAUGGAUUCGUUGAAUUUGAGCCAAUCGUCUCCAUCCGGGGAUCGAUCGUUGAGUUUGAAGAACUGCCUGCAGGAUUUUGAGGACUUCAAGAAACGAACGUACAAAAAUUUGCAGUCCAUCGUGAAAGGGAAGUUCUACAAGAAUAUGGAUGAAAUAAUCGGGGAAUUGAAUGAAAGUGAAACAUUACUGAGGAAAUACGUAUUCGAUGGGCCGGUGAAUAAGCCGCAGUUCUUCGAUCAGCUGUAUCAGGAACGAAUGCAACGGUUGAGCUUCGAAAUGGAGCAGAUCGAGAAGGAGUUGAAGACACUGAAGACUGACUACCAGCAAAAUAUCAACGAACCAAAGAACAAUAAAUUCUGGCGCUACAACCGAAACCUGUGGGUGUGGUUCCUGACCGAACCGAAAAAGGUGGCCGUCGCAAUCAAGGAAGUCACCGCCGCUGCAUCGAAAAUGGCUGCCUACAAAAGCAUCUCCGGCAUCAAGUGCAAGCCCAUGGCCGAUGAAAUGAAGUUCUGAAAGGCGGUAGAUUUUACGACACAAGUGAUACUUUAUGCUUA